Spodoptera littoralis (African cotton leafworm) is the source of this 927-nucleotide messenger RNA. NCBI's taxonomy places the organism in Eukaryota, Metazoa, Arthropoda, Insecta, Lepidoptera, Noctuidae. The record is from the annotation of a GenBank genome assembly.
AUGUUGGUGGAUUUGGAGUUUGAUUAUAAUGAGGCGACGGCAGCAAUGGAUAAAUUUUCCCAGGACGAUAUCAAUGAGCUGCGUUAUUGGUCGCAGAAGUUGGAUAAAUCAAAAUAUGUGCCGAAGGAUUUGACCGAUAAACAAUUAGUGUUAUUCUAUAAUGCUUGUUAUGGGGACAUGGAUAAGACCAAAGCAUGUAUAGAAAAGUAUUAUUCAUGCAGGAAAAAUGGUCCAGAGUUGUUUGACAAUCGUGUUUUUAAGACGGAAGAGUUGAAACAGAGUGCUGAAGUACUGGAAUUCUCCGUCCUGCCAGGCAAGUCGUGUGACGGGUACGACAUCAUCUACCAUCGGCUGCACGACACGGAACCUUCGAAGUACAAUCUGGAGGCUGGCUGCAAACUGCUCUUCAUGACUGUGGAUUUAUGUCUCACCAAACGUGGUCCACAACCAGGUUACAUGUUUCUCUUCGACAUGCGCGGUGUUAAAUUCGGACAUCUUACAAGAGUUAGUUUAUCCUUUCAAAAGGAUAGACAAAGGUCGCUACGGAAAUUCUUCCAGUACGUCCAAGAGGCCAUGCCAGUGCGCAUGCGCGCGAUACAUGUGCUAAACACAGAGCCAGUCUUAGACAAAUUAAUGGUCCUCAUCAGGCCUUUUAUGGAUAAGAAGUUCUUUGACAUGCUCAAAUUCCACAAUAAAAAUGAAGAUCUGGAGAAGUUUUACGAGACUGUUGUGCCACGAUCUUCACUGCCUCCAGACUACGGCGGCACUCUACCUGACACACAGACUCUGCACAAGAAGUGCAUGCAGCAGCUUCAACUCAUGGAGCCCUACUUCAAAGCUGAGGAGGAACAGAGGAUCACGGCGUUACCUGACAAGAAGCGAGAGAAGGCCAUGGAAAGGGCUUUCAAGAAUCUCGAUAUCGACUAA